This is a messenger RNA of Conger conger (European conger), 2671 nucleotides long. RefSeq names its product adenylate kinase 4 (gene ak4). Bases 167 to 874 code for a protein of 235 amino acids. NCBI's taxonomy places the organism in Eukaryota, Metazoa, Chordata, Actinopteri, Anguilliformes, Congridae. The record is from RefSeq and is a predicted model, not a curated record. Gene Ontology annotation, molecular function: nucleoside diphosphate kinase activity; ATP binding; AMP kinase activity. Gene Ontology annotation, cellular component: cytoplasm; mitochondrion. Gene Ontology annotation, biological process: nucleobase-containing compound metabolic process. The transcript has 6 exons.
ACUUUCUUAAAGAUACAGUGAGACCGUAAUUCCGUGGGCGGAGAAUAAUCUUUUGCUAACUUGGUCUGCAGCCUAUGUCAAAUUACACCAUUUUGUCGAACAAAACAGAAGGGAGGUGAGCUAAGGUUUGAUAUUGUUCUCCACUUGCAGGUUGAUUCAAAAAGAAAUGGCAAGCCGAUUAUUCCGAGCCGUCAUUAUGGGUCCCCCAGGCUCAGGAAAAGGAACAAUCUCGGACAGAAUUGCGCAAAGUUUUGGCCUGAAACAUCUGUCCAGUGGCGACUUCCUACGGGAUAGCAUUGCUGCAAACACCGAGGCUGGUGUUAUGGCGAAGGCAUACAUUGAGAAGGGUCUUUUGGUCCCUGAUCAUGUCAUGACACAUGUCCUGCUUCCGCGGCUGGAGCUGAUGAGCGGACACAGCUGGCUUCUGGAUGGUUUUCCGCGAACACUAGCUCAAGCCACUGCCCUGGACAGUGUUUGUCAGUUGGACAUGGCAAUCAUCUUGAAUAUUCCCUUUGAGACACUGAAGGAGAGACUGAGUGAAAGGUGGGUUCAUCCAGCCAGCGGGAGAGUGUACAACGUGGAGUUCAAUCCUCCUCGUGUCAAGGGUGUGGAUGACAUCAGUGGAGAGCCCCUGAUCCAAAAUGAUGAUGACAAGCCAGAGGCAGUGCUUAGUAAGCUGCGACGCUACAAAGACAUCGCCAAACCUGUUAUGGACUUUUACAAGAAGAAAGACAUCUUAUACUCUUUCUCAGGGACAGAUACAGAUAAGAUCUGGCCCUACAUCAGCUCCCUGCUCAGUACUAAGCUCCCUGCGGUCCAGGCCAGUGCACAGACAAGCCAUUGCACACCCAUCAACACUGAAGGCAUUCUGUAAGGACGUUUUGCAUGAAGGAGGCUUGAUUCGUGGUAGCAUGUGGAAGACUAUCAGCUCAGUUCAAAGCCAGUGUCUUCUGACAGCUUGAUAUGUAUCCAAAAUCCAGAUGCAUACACUUUAUAGAUUGUAGUUAUAUUCAGUUAAUUAGGAACCAUGCAUUUGGGUACAAUCCAGUCAAGCAUGGUAGUAUCUGAAAUCCUUACAACAACAAAUGCAUGCCUGCCACCUUUUCAGAGUGGAAUUCCUUGUACAAACUUAUAUUUAGAUUUUAUUAUGAAUUUUAGAGGGGACAUUUCAAAAUGCACACCAUUGUCUGAUACAAUAUAUAGCCUACUAUAAAAUUGGCAGUGGGACCAUUUUGCUCAAAAGUUGGAACUAUAAUGUGUGUGCACGCUUGAUUGCGGAAAAUAGAUUUUUCUGGGCUUUCAAACUGUUCUAUCGUGCUUUAUUUGAAAAUGCUGACAACGCUGACCAAAGAUUAUAUUCUAGACAAGGAAGAUACCAAGCAAUUGGGAGAGGGAGAGGCAUUUAUGUGUGCUAUUGCACUGAACAAACAUGUUGUCAUUGUCAAAAGAAAUGCUAAAUAUGGAAUUCUCAGGAACAGCAAAAACAUUUUCAUGUUUGCUAAUAUAACACUAGGAAUUUGGUUUUUAACCCAAUGUAAUUACUUCUUACACGGGGCUGGACAAGAGCCUUAAAUACAGUGGGGUCCAAAAGUCUGAGACCACAUUGAAAAUCUGAGGGUUUUUAGGAUGCACAAUCCACAAUGACCUGACCUCAACCCCAUUGAAUAUUUAUGGGGAUACUUGAAGACUGACUAAAGCAAAGUAUUCAGUAACAUCACAAGAUGCUCAUUGGAACAUUGUCAAAUAAUGCUGGGAUGAUGUGGAUCAUGAGGUUUUGCACUAAUUUGUGGAGUCCAUGCCAGCUCGAGUGCAUGUUACCAUUAAAGCAAAAGGGGGUUAUAUGAAAUACUAAGAAAUUUUGAAAUUCAUUUAAAUGUUUCAAAGAUUCAACUUUUCACAAAAAUUGUUAUGCUGAUAAAAAGUUUGUAUUAAAUUAGAAAAGAAUGCAAAAUAGAAGCAUUUUCACUGGUGUUCUCAGACUUUUGGACCACACUGUACGUGUCAAUGUUUUGUGCUGACCAUAUUGACAGUAUGCUCAUAUGAAAUUGAAUAAUACUCUUUUGUGUGUACAUUUUAAAAAUAUUUGUGUAGGUUUUCCAUUGAAUUUCCACGUGUAAAUUAAAUAAUCAGGCUAUUUCUAUAACUAAAAUUUGAGUAAUGUUAUAUUAUUCAAAUUAAAAAAUACAAUGAAAGUUGUCUACGAAACAAGCGGAAUCUAGGUUUUAGGAAAUGUAUUGAUAAAUAUGUUGUAUAAAAAUGUAUUGUUGCAUUUAUUUGCACACUAAAUUGGCAGUUUAAGUACAUCUUUGGUUCUUUGUUGAUUUCAGUAUUGCGUAUGACAGCUGUACACAAUGACACUUAUUUUCUAAGUACAGUUUUAUUGACAGUUUAUUGACUAUUAUUUGUAACCGACAGUUAUACGGUGAAAUGUAGGACACAAAUGUCUCUCCUGUGUACAUUUCUGAAAUAUUUUUUUUGUAUAAGCAUAUUUUGUGUAAGCAUUUGCAGUAUGUGAUGGGAAGAAAUGAUAUUACAUUGUUACAGGCUUUUUAUUGUUUCCAAAGCCCUCCUCUUAUGUGCAAUACUAUAUUCAUUUUUUAUGUUUUCUUCCAAUGUUAUUUUGCAAACCUACUGCAUUCCAAAUAAAAUAAAAAUAAAAUUAUUUUCUCAA